This is a messenger RNA of Emiliania huxleyi CCMP1516, 990 nucleotides long. RefSeq lists its product as hypothetical. The record is from RefSeq and is a predicted model, not a curated record. Gene Ontology annotation, molecular function: metallocarboxypeptidase activity; zinc ion binding. Gene Ontology annotation, biological process: proteolysis. The transcript has 6 exons. Lineage: Eukaryota; Haptophyta; Isochrysidales; Noelaerhabdaceae. Bases 1 to 990 code for a protein of 329 amino acids.
AUGGAUGCUGAGAGCAAGAAUGGCUCCGGCGCCCUCCUCGUGGAGCUGAACGCACCCUGGCCUCCGGCGGUCGGCCUCGUCUCUCGUGCGGCGGGACGGGCCGUCCGUGAGCAGCCAGCCAGCUCCGCCGUGCGCUUUGGGUGCACACAGCUCGAGUGGCGACGGCUGCAGCAGCUCACUCGUGCAGCGCGCGUGGUGCACUCCGAGCUGGGUGAAUAUUACGCCGACCGCGCCGUGGCCGCGACCCUGCCCGAGCGCGGCCGCCGCCUGGCGAGCAGGCCUGCGGCUCCGCUCCGAGGGAGUGUGGGAGGGUAUCUCAGCGAGGAGGAGCAGGCCGCGGAGUUCAAGCGGCUGGCGGCAGCCUACCCGUCGUGGCUGGCCCCACCGGAAACCGCCGGCGACGAGAGGGGCGGCAAGCCAGCGGUGCUGUACACCGCGCUGCUGCACGCGAGAGAGCCGGCGUCGCUCGCGUGCUUGCUGCACUUUUUGCGCACGCUGCUGCACUCGGCGGAGGAGGGCGACCCAGGCAUCCGAAUCACACACCACACCGUUCAAGACGACCACGAGAGAGAGGAUGAGAGGGGGGGUGCGGCCCAGGCGCCAGUAGUCAACAAUGACGCCCGUAAAAGUGCCGAGGCGCUCCUCUUCCUCCCCAGCCUCAACCCCGACGGGUGGGCGUGGAACGAGCGCAGGCUGCCAUCAUUCGCCGACGACCAGAUCACAGACGGCGUCGACUUGAACCGCAACUUUGGCUUCCAGUGGGGGUACACGCAGGAGGCGGGCUCGAGCGGCCGCGGCUGCGACGAGGAGAGCUGCGCGGCUGGCUUGCACGGCUGGGGCAACUCGCUCGCCUACCCGUUUGCGCACGCGCCGCUGCCGUCGGCCGAGUUGGAGCGCUACCAGGAGCUCAGCCGCGCCAUGACUUCGCUAAACGGCUACAGCCACGGCGGCGAUUGGGAGGGCGUCGGCCACACGCCGACGGGGACGUGA